GAGCCACGGAAGACGCAAAGAGGUUAUUCACCGAAGUUGCUUAAACCAUGGAGCUAUCAGACACAUGCUUAAACCGAGUUUCACGCAAACGUGUAUACUGGUUUCACCGCUUAGAUAAAAAGGACAUGUGAAUCUGCAGCUGAACCGUUCAAGUCUUAUCUUUGGGUUUUAUCCGUGAAAUCUCAUGUGUUAUGAAAAUCUUCCACAACGCUGCGUGUAUGGUCGAAUGUAGAUGGCUGAUGAGCAAUGUAGGCGAAACCGACGGGAAAGUAGAACAAGGACAGACAGAACGAGUGCCAUGUUGUAGGAUAUCCAUGCUGAAUGUAUACUUGAGGACUAAUUAAGAAAGCUAAUGACGAACUGACACAAAUGUACAAGAUUUCUAACUGAGACGCCAAGCGGGAGCUACUCUUUCUGAGGAUUUGAUUCGCACUGUAGAACUGUCCAAUUCCAAAUAUGGCCCCAUCUUGCACGAAACUGGAAGUGGUCUUGCUGUUGACUGUGUGCAUCUAUGGUGCUAAGGUAUUUUUAGUAUUUAUGUACAUGGGUGACGCUGUACCGACAGGGAAUGCUUUAAAUGGACAAGUUUACAAACCAGAUGCGACGAGAUCGAGGUUGAACCUCAACCUCGAACGCUUAAGGCGGCAUGAGAACACCAAAAACGAGCAGGAAAAAUCUCUAAUCGCCGAGAAAUCUAAACAGAAAGAGAGCGAACAACAAUAUGGCGGUCUGAAAUCCAAGAUGGACGGUGAUGGGGGUAAAUCUGUACCAAACACCGCUGAAGUUAAACUUGGUCCGGUCAAGCAGACACAUAAUAGUAACAAUGAAGUGGUUCCAGUAAAACCUCCAUCCAGCAAACACAAGAAGGGAGUAAAUAGUGCCUUUUUUGAGGAAGUGCUCAUGUCAAAGUUUGACCACAGCAACGAGAAAUGUCGAGAUGUGUUCAUGGUGGCCCUCAUUCACUCGAAACCUCAAGAUCAAGACUAUAGGAUGGCUAUCCGAGAGACAUGGGCUGACACGGCUAUGGCUCAUCAGUUUGGUGUAUUGACGAUGUUUGUUCUCGGUUCCCCAAAUGACGAUUCUCUGAAAUCGAGCGUUUUCCAGGAAAAUGAGCGCCAUGACGACAUCCUGAUGGGGAAUUUUAGAGAGGAUUUCAAGAACUCGACUCUCAAGAUGUUGAUGGGAUUGAACUGGGUGAUCUUAUCGUGCCCUUCGGCAAAAUUCGUCUUUGCCGGCGACGAUCACAUGUUCGUCAUUUACGGGCGUCUAAUCAAACAGUUACGAGUUUUGAAUAGCAAGGAAUCGAUACAAAUGUGGAGAGGACGAAUUUCGCCUGGAUCAAGACCCGUGCGAGACCGUAAGAGUCGAUACUACGUUUCCGAGAGGCAAUAUCCGGGCAAGCGAUACCCAGAUUUCUGUACAUUGGAAGCUGGGUACGUGUUCAGUAUGGAUGUUGCUAAGAAAAUCUUAUCCUUCUCAUGGGACGAACCGAUUCUCCCUUUGCCAGAUGUCUACACCGGUGUGUUGGCAAAAAAAGCUGGUAUUCUGAUAACCGACGAUAAAUCUUUCACCUUUAGUAAUUUGGCCAAGGAUGUCUGCGAGCUGACUAAAGUCACAACAACCCGAGGUUUGCAAUCAGUUGAUCAUCUCACAGCAAUCUGGAGGAAUGUGACCAAUCCAGAGUUCCGGAGGAACUGCCCGAAUCCCGACCUGAGCCUCGUUCUCGGGAGUCAUACAAACAACCUGCCAUACGUGGAACAAACACUAAAAUUGCGAUUAGAUCACCCAGACGCCUGUUACGACAGCGAUGGGAACGAGGAUAACAUCUUUCUUCUCGUUCUCAUUAGUUCCCUUCCAAGGCAUUUCGCACUGCGUCGCGCAAUCAGAGAGACCUGGGGCGGAGAGAGAGAGAUACUGGGCCAGAAUUUGAGGUUGUUAUUCCUCAUGGGCCACACUCAGACAGACAUUGACCUCAUUCAAAAACAGGUCAAGCAAGAGGAUGAUGAAUUCGGUGACAUCAUUCAAGCUGACUUUACCGAGUCGUUCCACAACUUGACACUCAAAGUUGUCCUGGGCCUGAAGUGGGUGACACAAAACUGCCGCCAUGCCAGCUACAUGUAUAAAGGCGACGACGACAUGUUCGUCAACUUCAAGAAUAUCAUCUCUUACUUGCGAGAGAAUCGAAUCAAAGGAUCGGCCAUGACGAGAUUCUUCCUGGGAAGUGUGUUAUACAGAAGCGUUCGAGUUACUCGCACCAGCUCCAAGUACUAUGUGCCAGAUAGACUCUACAGUGGGCGGUACUUCCCGCCUUAUUGCUCAGGGGGAGGAUAUGUCAUCUCCACCGAUGUCAUCCCAGAGAUGUACCAGCAAUCUUUGGAGACUGCCUUCAUUCCCAUCGACGAUGCCUACCAGGGCAUACUCGCCAGCAAGAUAGGGAUGACGCCCACAGCCCACAAAGGAUUUAAAAACUGGGGAGCUAAGACUGACGGCUGUUCGCUGCGUGAUAUCAUGGUGGUGCACGGAUUCAAGGACCCGGAUGCUCUGCAUACUGUCUGGAAGAACUACACCACGCCAGUAGAGGAUUGCACCAAUGACGCAUCGUGACGUCAUUUGCAAAUGAUAUAAGCCAAUGAAAAAGUCUGUGAAGUAAUUCUUUGAAUAAAAAUUUUGAAACUGUAAAGAGAUUCUAUACUUUGAAAUCGUUUUUCAUACUUUUAUAAAGAAAUAAGCUCAGUUCAGUAAUUAUUUUGCGUUUAAAAAUUAAAAGCGUUGUUUGAGGGUUUAAGUUACUUCAAGUCAAAGAAAGAAGAUGAAGAAAUAAAUGUAAUGACAUUGAUAAUUGGUGAUUAAUAACAUUUCUAUUUGGCAAAGGAGAACAGCUUGGGCAUAAUUGAAAGCCCUUGGCAUAGGAAAGGAGUUUUGCUCCACAUUUUUCGAUCAGUUCAGAUAAGGUGAAAGGCGUUUUAUAAAAGAAGCCGUACAUAACUUUCUUAAAUACGUGCUUUUGAACUGUGGAUCGUGGAAGACGACGGCAUCCCGCUCCCCAAAUGACUGUUCUCUGUGUCUAUGUAUAAUGAAAGAUUUAAUAAAAGAAUUCGAACAGUUUGUGUGUAAUUUAAA
Molecule: messenger RNA, 3120 nt
Organism: Acanthaster planci (crown-of-thorns starfish)
Lineage: Eukaryota; Metazoa; Echinodermata; Asteroidea; Valvatida; Acanthasteridae
Biological process (GO): protein O-linked glycosylation
Cellular component (GO): Golgi membrane
Molecular function (GO): hexosyltransferase activity
Source: RefSeq, a predicted model, not a curated record